Parastagonospora nodorum SN15 is the source of this 853-nucleotide messenger RNA. RefSeq lists its product as hypothetical. Bases 1 to 711 code for a protein of 236 amino acids. The record is from RefSeq and is a predicted model, not a curated record. NCBI's taxonomy places the organism in Eukaryota, Fungi, Ascomycota, Dothideomycetes, Pleosporales, Phaeosphaeriaceae. The transcript has 2 exons.
AUGGCCGACACGGUAGAGGAGACCAAGAACUCCGUUUCUGGAGAGGGACAAGCCGAUGCCAAUGCUUCUCUUGGAGCAAAGGGCAACGCGGAAUCAUCGAGUAAGAAAACCGAAAAGAAGACGCCGAAGAAGUUGGGUGGAAAAAAGCCUCAACAGCAGCCCACUCCUGAAGCCACUCCUGCCCCCGAUAGCGAAGGUGAAGGAGAGGCUGAGCAAGCGGACGCAGGGCGCAAGCAAACCACGACCGGCGAUGCCGAUGACUCGGAACCCGAGCCCCAACAACAAAAGUCCAAAUCGCAAUCAAGGCGCAGGCAAUCUCGCGGCCGUGGUCGACGAGGCGGUGAAUCCGAUGCCGAGUCUGGUGCGCGAUCUGAUGUUUCCGCAUCUGGAGGCCGUCGCAACCGCCAACGCCAGAAGAAGGGCGGAAAGGGAGGAGGUCCCCUUGACGACAUCACAGAGAACGUUCCUGGAGGCGAGCUAGUCGGUGGUGCUGGCGACAUGGUCCAGAACACCGCUGGUAACGCUGUAAACCAAGUCGGCGACACCGCCGGAAAAGCACUUGGCGGUUUGACUGGCGGUGGUGGCGGUGAGGAGGAGGGCGGAAAGGAUGGAGGUGAACAGCUUCGUCUGCGACUUGAACUCAACCUUGACAUUGAGAUUCAAUUGAAGGCGAAGAUUCACGGCGACUUGACGCUAGGAUUGCUCAAUUAAGCGUUUCACGAUUUACCACGAACGGCUUUGUCUAACAUGCGUGCGCGAAGCAUUUUUUGUCCUUUAGUAUUCAGGAUGGCGUUCACGAGGGAUUCUACAUAGUGUAAUCACAUCUGCUGCAAAUAUCAAAUGCGUAGAACUU